Cryptomeria japonica (Japanese cedar) is the source of this 600-nucleotide messenger RNA. RefSeq lists its product as uncharacterized. Lineage: Eukaryota; Viridiplantae; Streptophyta; Pinopsida; Cupressales; Cupressaceae. The transcript has 3 exons. The record is from RefSeq and is a predicted model, not a curated record. Bases 75 to 401 code for a protein of 108 amino acids.
GAACGGAAUCUUACAAGAAAAUGCAUAUAAUGAGGUCAAGAAGAAGAAGAAAUCAGAGAUAAGGGUGGGUGAAGAUGAGGCGAAUAAUAGUGAGCAGCAACACAUGGGCUCUGUGUAUGCGAAGCUUCACUACUACCCAUAGAAGGGUUUGGAGUAAUGCUACUGUUUUCCACAACAGAUUUACACAUACAUUUCCAAAGGGAAACAAUGAUAAAGUUACUCACAGCUUAAAAGGAAGGGAAAAUCUGCAAUUGGAUGUCAAUCUGGUGGAGAACACUAACAAAGAGUUUAAGAAGGCGUCAAAAGGUGGUACCCAAAGGUUUUCAACUGCUGCUGUUAUGAGUGUGAAACCUCCAGACCCUCCAGGCCCAAAUACAGGUGAUGGCCCACAUCAUAAUUAGAUACCAGAUUUUGGUAUACAAGAGGAGCAUAAAGCAAAUAGGAAAAGUAUGGCAAAUUUAUGCAUAGAUUAGGGGUAGUGAAAAUGUUGUGUUUGAAGUGCCCAGAGAAAUAAAAGUUGUACUAGUGGCUUGCUUUGUUUGUAUGAGAUGUUUUUACUGUAUCAGAAAAAGAUCCUAAUAUGAUAAUAUGGUUACAAUA